Molecule: messenger RNA, 1551 nt
Organism: Camellia sinensis
Lineage: Eukaryota; Viridiplantae; Streptophyta; Magnoliopsida; Ericales; Theaceae
Product: beta-D-glucosyl crocetin beta-1,6-glucosyltransferase-like
Molecular function (GO): UDP-glycosyltransferase activity
Source: RefSeq, a predicted model, not a curated record
AUGGCGUGUGAGCAGAGAAAGAUCAAAGUUUUCAUGUUCCCAUGGCUAGCACAUGGACACAUCUCACCUUUCCUAGAGCUAGCCAUGACACUUUCAAGCAGAAACUUCAUGGUAUACUUGUGUUCAACAGUGGUGAAUCUUAGUUGCAUUAACAGAAGACUCACAGAGAAGGAUGCAAAUUCCAUACAACUAGUGGAACUCCAUGUUCCGACCUUGCCUGGUCUUCCUCCAAAUUGCCACACAACCAAGAACCUCCCACCCCAUCUCAUGCCUACCCUCAAAAAGGCCUUUGAUUGGUCAAGCCACAACUUCUCCAAAAUGCUAAAAACCCUAAAACCAGACCUCCUUAUCUAUGAUACUAUUCAACCAUGGGCCCCAAUUAUCGCUUCCAAGCAUGAUAUCCCGGCUGUGGUUUUCAUAAGCACCAGCGCUACAAUGACUUCCUACAUGUUUGAUCGCUAUCACAAUCCAGGUACGGACUUUCCUUUUCCAGAGAUAUAUCUUAAUGAUUAUGAGGAUGAUAAGUUCAUUCAUUUGAUUCAAUCUUCUGAAAAUUUCUAUAAAAAGAAAAACCGCUUCUUCGAAACCCUCAAAGAAUCAUCGAGCAUAAUUUUGAUCAAGAGUUCAAGAGAGAUUGAAGGAAAAUACAUUGAUCACCUCUCCCUUUUAGCUGAAAAGAAAAUUGUACCGGUUGGUCCACUUGUCCAAGCCUCUGUCAAUGACGACGAGCACUUGCACAUCACCGACUGGCUCGAAACCCUUAAAGAAUCAGCGAGCAUAAUUUUGAUCAAGAGUUCAAGAGAGAUUGAAGGAAAAUACAUUGAUCACCUCUCCCUUUUAGCUGAAAAGAAAAUUGUACCGGUUGGUCCACUUGUCCAAGCCUCUGUCAAUGACGACGAGCACUUGCACAUCACCGACUGGCUCAACAAGAAGGACCGAGGCUCGACCGUGUUUGUUUCCUUUGGAAGUGAGUAUUUUCUCACCAAGGUAGAGAUGGAAGAGAUGGCUCAUGGGUUGGAACUUAGCAAUGUCAAUUUCAUAUGGGUUGUUAGGUUUCCAGUGGGACAAAAAACUAGGGUUGAGGAGGCACUUCCAAAAGGGUUUCUUGAGAGGGUAGGGGGGAGAGGAUUGAUCAUCCAAGGGUGGGCCCCACAAGUAAAAAUUUUGGAGAAUCCAAACGUUGGUGGCUUUGUGAGCCACUGUGGGUGGAGCUCUGUAAUGGAGGCGAUCAAGUUUGGAGUCCCUAUAAUAUCUGUGCCUAUGCACCUUGAUCAGCCAAUCAAUGCUAGGCUGUUGAGUGAAAUUGGUGUUGGUGUGGAGAUCAUGAGAGAUGAGAAUGGGAAGAUUUUAAGAGAAGACGUGGCUAAAGUGAUCAAACAGGUUGUGAUGGAGAAAAGUGGUGAGACUGUGAAGAAGAAAGAGAGAGAAUUGAGUGAUGAAAUAAGGAUGAGAGAGGAGGAGGUGGUGGAUGGGGUGGUGGAGGAGUUGGUGGAGCUUUGUAAGAAGAGGAAGAAGAGGCAAUUGAAUGGUCUGUCUGCUAUAGUUGCAUAA